Messenger RNA from Anas platyrhynchos (mallard), 10765 nucleotides. It is a transcript of the gene BTBD3, whose product is annotated as BTB domain containing 3. The record is from RefSeq and is a predicted model, not a curated record. Lineage: Eukaryota; Metazoa; Chordata; Aves; Anseriformes; Anatidae. Gene Ontology annotation, biological process: cerebral cortex development; neurogenesis; dendrite morphogenesis. Gene Ontology annotation, cellular component: cytosol. Gene Ontology annotation, molecular function: protein binding.
UUUCUUUCCAUAUGCACAAAAUGGAAUGUUUGUGUGAUAAUUCACUAACAGGAUCAAAUAUGUUGUUCACUGUAGACUCUUUAAACAUAAGUCUUUAUACAGUUACGGUUUAUGCAGAACGUCAUUUGUGUGACAUACACGGUAUUGAAUUGACAAUGAAAAUUCUGGGGGAAGUUAAACCUUUUUUUCCUUUCUCACUUCGCUAUGCUAGCUAUGUUUUUAUACAGCUGGAAACUGAGUUUUUUAACUUUAAAAGCAAAACUCGAGAGUGUAAAGAAGUCAUUUUUCUGUUACAUUAGUGCGUUUUGGGUGUAAAUAUUAAGUUAUUGAAUCUCUCGCUGUGGCUAAAUUGCAAACUUUUGGCAGCUAAGCAAGAAAAAAAUGACAGUAGGAAGGUGUUGCACUUGGUUUUGGAACAGGUUUAAGGUGAGCCAAUUAAAAUUCAUGCAGAAAGAACGUGGAUUGCAUCGAGAAGUAAUUAUGGGGAUAAAUGUUUUUUCUUAUUUUAAAUACAAUGUUUUGAUUUGAUUGCUUUGCCUCAAAAAGGCUGUUGCUGUAAAAAUCAAAAAAGGGGGCAAUGAAAAUAAUUGCAGAUACAAAAAGGAUAUUAGAAAGAUUAAGGAUGUCUUGGUAGGGAAACCAGUAAGAAGUGAUGCGAAGAGAUUUAGCCUGUAUCCUAGAAAAUAAUGGAAUAAUAGGAGGAUACAAGACAAUUUUAUUCUUUAAACUCCUAUUUAUAGAAGUUUGUGUUCACCUGUUGAUUGGGCUGCUCAGGUCUUCCUACUUCUGUUUCCUUUAAAGCAUUUGAGGGCAGUUAGGGAAAAAAAUGUAAAAGCUAUAUUUGUGGAUAGAAUUAUGCGGAGGGUUUAAGUCCUCAUUCUUUAAAGCCCAGAGUAAGCACUAGGCAGAGUUGGGAGGAAUAUUUGCCCACAAGCAUGUUGCUAGUAUAGCAUACCAGCUAUAGCAAAACACAAUUUAGCUUCUAGCAUUGGUUCCAGAUGCUUUUCUAUUCUGAUGCUAUUCUGUUCUUGGCUUUUCUGAGAAAGAAACACUCUCUCCUUUUUUUUUUUUUCCCCUUGUAUUUUAGCGUAUUCUCUGAAAGUCUUCAUAAUUUUAUCUUUCUUCCUGCUUUAGUCUCCUUCUUACCCUAGGAAACCUUACUGAGGAAGACUUGAAGGCCAGCUUUUCCAUGCAGACAGAAACAGUUAUGGUCCUGGUUAGCUUCAGUGCUGCCAAACAGAAACUUGGGAGAGAGCAAGGAGGUUGGAAAACGUUGUCACUUGUAAUGCGUUUUUUACUUGAGGAAGUCGAGAGCAGAGCUAUCAGUCCCCUUUCCAAGUGAGCAUUUUUACCAGCAGAAGGGGGUGAAUGGUGAUGGGGAAGGGUUCUUCCAAGUGACUAAAUAAUUCAUAAAGAGGUAAACAGAAUUAGGCUCUUCAGCUGUGUGAGUUGGUUUUCUUGGUUUUAUUGUUUAUUUGUUCUUUGAAUUAAACACUGAUUAAAAAAUUGUGUGUAAAAAGUGAAAUUAAACAAGAAGUAGCAGUGGACAGGUAGAUUUGUUAAACAUUAACAUGGUGUAUUUAUUUUGGUUAAUAGAGAUGUACCAUCUGAAACGUGCUUCAUUGGGGAAUCCAGAAUUUAAACAAAGAAUUUUAAUAAUGCAUAGCCGUAAUAACAGCCCAGGGAAAGACUUGGCAACUUUACAAAAAGAAAUAUAUGCAUUUUCUCAAUGCCUACUUGGAAUUCAUUCCUCAGUUCAGGAUCUGGUUGUGACAGACUAUUGGGAAUUUUGAUGAAAUCUUGUUGCUUUUUUUUAGGGAAUUGUCUAGUUCCUGGUACUACAUCAAGAGCAGAGCUGUAAAUAUGUGAUACAAGAAAAACACAACCUAUUAGAGGAAAAAACAUAGAAAAUUUUGGAUGUGCUUGCUGUUGCGUAAGGGGAGACUGAUGUCAUGUGAGGAGGAUUUCCAUCAACCCUGGAAAUUCAAUGAUUUCUUGAGUGUAAAUUACCUUCAGAAAGGCAUAACUCUGUGUGUGUAUAUGUAUAUACACACUUAAAAAUUAAUGCUUCAGAUUUUUUGUUUGCUUGUUUUUAAGAAUUUUUAUCCAGGAGCAGAUUUGCAAGGGUUUUUAAUUUGCUCCUAAUUUGAAAGAAGGAUGAAACUUGAUGCAUGGUUGGACGUGGUGCUUAGGGACAUGAUUUAGUGAGUGACAUUGGUAGGAGGGUGAUGGUUGGACCAGAUGAUCUUGGAGGUCUUUUCCAACCCUAACGAUUCUAUGAUUCAGCCUCAGAAUAUAUUUUUUUGCUAAAUUCCUUGCAUCUGGCAUGAAGGAAUUUCAUUAGACCCGUGUUAAGACUUAAGGAUGGAAUUUCUGGUUUGAUUACUUCUAAUAAUGUAUCUGAAGGAUGAAUUUCCUUUUUUUCUAAGCUAUACUUAUGAACUUCUGUUAGUAAAGAAGCACGUGAAUUACUGAAGAAAAUAAGGAAAACAUCAGAACAAGUUUUUGGAAAUUGAUAGAUCUGUGGGUAAGAGAAGAUGGGUUAGUUCCUUCACCAGAAACAGACUGAUUGGAACUUGAGACUCUGACCAGCCUUUCAACAGGGAGAAGUUCAUAGCUUGCUUUUACUGAUUGCUAGCGUUGAUUUGUAAAGUCAUUAACAUUAUGUGUAUAAUAAAAGAAGAAAAGUUUUUUAUGGGAAAAUAUGUGGAAGUUGUUGCCAAAACAGUAAAAAAACAGUGCAAGUAGCACUAGUUUUGUGUGUUUUUUUCCCCCACUUCACAUGGGUCUAAUCACUGGUAUAUGUCGCUUUGUUCUGAGCUAAUAAAGUUCAGUGGAAGGUGGUAUAAAGCUUGUAAAGGGUCAUAACAGAACCCAGCAGUUGCUAUGAAAAAGUUGUAGAAUCAUCAAUAUUUUCCAUUUCCAGCAGACCAGGUUUUGAUGGGGGACUUAAGAACGGACAGAGCUGCCAGUUAGGCUUUUUACCUACUGGGGUAGAUUUCUAUCCUUUGACACCGAUGUUGUCUUGUCUAGUAGGGGUCUGUCCGACUGUUGGGUUCAGCCAGAACAUACUUCAGCUGCAGCUUCUUCCUAACCUCCUUCCCCAAGAGAGUACAACUUGCUAUAAAUAUGUGUGGUGUGUUUUACAGAAGUCAAAGGUCUGCCUGGCUCCUGGUUCCCGUUUACUAUUAGUCUUUCCCAAACUGAGGUACCAAUUGAGUCUCUCUGUCAUUCCCUCCCCUUCUGCAGCCUACUUAUUCACCACGCGUAUAAUCUUUGGACUUGUUUGGCAAAGUAGUUUGCAAAAGUGUGUGAGGACCUUGAUUUUUUUCGUAUGUGUUAGUAAGUGAAAUGGAUUUGCGGAAUGAAAAUUAAGUCUCCCAUAUGAAUCUCCUAAUCUCUGUUACUUUUCUCCUACUGCCAAUGGCAGUGCCAAAAUUCACCAGAUUUUUUGACCAACGCAUGGCUAUUCAGUAUCUCUAAGGUUUUUAUUUUUUUUUCCCAGUGCAGUGGCAAAUAGGUUAUUACUGUAACUAGAAGGGACGGAAGUUUACCUAAGCAGGGGAACAAAAAAAACUUACACAAACCCAGCAAGGUCACAUUUUGUGCUGAGAAGACUUGCUGUGUUCCCACUGUAAAUUCUCCGCUGUGAGCAAUUAUAAACAUCCCAUCUGUGGGAUUAGUUUCUUUCCCUUUACCCCUUCUUUUACUUCCACAAUUCAACACAGCUAGGAUUGUUGGUUUCUGACCCAAAUGAAUUUGUCACAGACCAAAAAGAAAAAUGAGAGUAAGAAAAGGGAGAAGAAAGCUUGUUAGGAAAUAUUUCUUUGGAAAUUGCUUCACCUGCCUCCUUAAUCUGUUUAGGAAUGUCUCAGUUUUUCAGCCACAGCAGCCAUAACCCACCGUCAUCUUUUACAUUACCAGCAAAGGUGGUUUUGCAUUGAGAUGCCAGGCUGUGAAAUACAGCAGCUGAGCAUGGACAAGCGUCUUUCCCUGUGAGCUUCAGGCAGAGGAGAAAGACAUGUCUGGAAAUGAUAUCCUAUCAAACCACUGCAGCCAAGCCUUGGGAUGGCCGCUGCCGGUGGUUUUAGUUAGUGCUUAACGUGGAGCAUCUCUUCAGGAGACCUGAUAAUCUGUGCAAUAUCUGCACAUGAGGUUUUUACAGUCCUUGGGUUUAAUGAUGUUCUGAGAUGACAUGUUACGGAGCCGUAGCUGCAAUUCAAGCAGUCCCCGUGGGGUUUUCAAUAAACAGCCUGUGAGUAACUUCUGUGCCUCAGUGUAAGUCAGUGGCAGACUGUCAGGGAUUUCAGCAAGGUCGACUGACUCUCCAACAACUUUUGAUCUUUUCUUUUUCUUUUGAUGUUGUACUCUUGUCCAGCAAAGUUAGUAAAAGCUACAUAUGGCUAAGCUUGCAUUAAGAGGAAAGAGGAUUUCUUCUUUAAAACUUGAAAAUAAUUGAGGUGAUGUUUGAAUGAUCAACCCAGCCAAUAUUUUAAGGUGUGAAAUGUUGACACCCAACACUGAGUAUUUCUUCUCUGCUUUUUUAGGUGGCUGUGCUUUCCCAUUUUUAUACACUUGACCUACUGUUAAGGAAAUCUGUUCUAUGUUUAAGCCCUAAGUAAGCUAAUGACUGAAAAUUAGUCUCUUUUCUUAUUUAAAUGAUUUGGUUGGCGUAGAUUAUAUCCUGUUUAUUUCAGAAAGUAGCUGUUAAUAAAAUCAGGAUGCGUUUGCAUCUCAAGGAACAAUUUCUGCCUGAGACUCGCUAAAUUGUUCAGACUUUGAUUUUAUGCUUUGAAACAUUGAUUAAGUAUAUUCACUCUGAUUUGCCUUAAUCUGAUUGCACAUCGAGAAGUUUUCUUCUGAUGUGGUGCAGCCACGUCUGGUGUAAGCGGGCCUAAUUAACACCGCUUAGUGAUUUGAGCCCCCUGUCAAAGGCUGUUACAUUAGCGAGAAACAUAAGGAGUUAAAGCUGAAGCUGUGACCUCAUCUCUAUUCAUGUUACACUGGAGUAUAAACUCCGCUGAAAGGGAUUGUUUAACCGCAUCGCCGUCUUUUCCGCUGCUCGCUGAUUUGCUUUAAUUCGCCUCGGAUAUUUAUAGCGAGCUCCUUCUGCACAACUGCUGCGGGAGGGGUUGUGGGAACACCGGGGGCAUGGGGAGCCGUGCUGACAGCAGUUGCGUGCGGGAACACCGAGGCUCAGACACGUCUCUCUACCUGCUUUCAACUUUUUUAUCGCUUUCCCUGUGAAAACUGGGGCAGCGUGGAGGAGGGCAGGAGCUCCCUGGCCACCUCGCUUAGCGCUGCGCCUCGACUGGGGAGCGCCACUGCUGUCGCUUUAACGUUGGCACCGCGCACGGUACAAUAGGUGUCACUGUGCGGCUGGCUCCAAUCGCUUGCCGGUGACUUCAGCCAUUGGCUCCGAGCGCUGGCUGACUCCAUCUGCAGGGCUGCAACACCGGCUCUCUCUUCGGAUCCCUCCAUCGCACGAGUUGGGCGCGCUGAGCGGUGCCACAGCACGCCGCCGAGCAUCCCUCGGGGAGCCGCUGCCCUAGGCUGCUGGCAGGGCGCAGCGCUUUCGGGUGCUUUCACGGCCGCGAGAGCUGGGAAGAAAGCAAACUGGCUGGAAUGAUGGGGAUGUGCUUAACGAUUCAAGUACUGGAUCAAACUUAAAGGCAGUUUUCUCGCUCGGUAUGCUGGAAAGGUCACCUUGCCUCGCUGGAGGAGAAACAAACUCUCAGCUCUGCUGCCCGCUGUUUAACAGCUUACAUGUGCAUUUUUUAAUGUUCUUAGCUAGCGAGGCUAUCUAGCUGUACAGAUAAGUAUACUCAUGGUAGAUGAGAAAGGAAAGAACAUGAAAUGUCUCACCUUCUUCUUGAUGCUUCCAGAGACAGUCAAGAACAGGUCCAAGAAGAGCUCUAAGAAAGGAAAUAGCAGCAGCAGCAGUAGUAGCAGCAAAUUGCCUCCAGUUUGCUAUGAAAUCAUUACCCUGAAGACCAAAAAGAAGAAGAAGAUGGCUGCUGAUAUUUUUCCCCGAAAGAAACCAGCCAACACUAAUACAACUGCUGUCCAGCAGUACCACCAGCAAAAUCUCAACAACAACAACACUAUUCCUGCACCAAACUGGCAAGGACUUUAUCCAACCAUCAGAGAGAGAAAUGCAGUGAUGUUCAACAACGACUUGAUGGCAGAUGUUCAUUUUGUGGUCGGGCCACCAGGUGGGACCCAGCGGCUGCCAGGACACAAAUAUGUCCUGGCUGUUGGGAGCUCGGUAUUCCACGCGAUGUUUUACGGAGAGCUUGCAGAGGACAAAGAUGAAAUCCGUAUACCAGAUGUUGAGCCUGCUGCUUUUCUCGCAAUGCUGAAAUACAUCUAUUGUGAUGAAAUUGAUUUGGCUGCAGACACCGUACUGGCCACUCUCUAUGCUGCCAAGAAGUACAUCGUCCCUCAUCUUGCCCGUGCCUGCGUUAACUUUCUAGAAACAAGUCUAAGCGCAAAGAACGCCUGCGUGCUGCUGUCCCAGAGCUGCCUGUUUGAGGAACCUGACCUGACCCAGCGCUGUUGGGAAGUGAUUGAUGCCCAAGCCGAGCUAGCUUUGAAGUCUGAGGGCUUCUGUGACAUUGAUUUUCAGACGCUUGAAAGCAUUCUCCGAAGGGAGACUCUGAAUGCCAAAGAAAUUGUGGUUUUCGAAGCGGCUCUGAACUGGGCCGAAGUGGAGUGUCAGCGACAGGAGCUGACGGCUACCAUAGAGAACAAGCGCAAAGUCCUGGGCAAGGCUCUGUACUUGAUUCGCAUCCCCACCAUGGCACUCGACGACUUUGCGAAUGGCGCUGCUCAGUCUGGGAUUCUGACCCUCAACGAGACCAAUGAUAUCUUCCUUUGGUACACGGCUGCCAAAAAGCCAGAGUUGCAGUUUGUCAGCAAGCCCCGGAAAGGGCUCGUUCCUCAGCGGUGCCACCGCUUCCAGUCCUGUGCUUACCGCAGCAACCAGUGGCGCUACAGGGGCCGGUGUGACAGCAUCCAGUUUGCUGUUGAUAAAAGAGUGUUUAUCGCUGGCUUCGGGCUGUACGGCUCCAGCUGCGGAUCAGCAGAGUACAGCGCCAAGAUUGAACUCAAACGGCAAGGAGUUAUCCUAGGCCAGAACUUGAGUAAAUAUUUCUCAGAUGGUUCUAGUAACACUUUUCCCGUGUGGUUUGAAUAUCCAGUGCAGAUUGAGCCUGACACCUUCUACACAGCUAGUGUGAUUCUGGAUGGUAAUGAACUCAGCUACUUUGGACAGGAAGGAAUGACAGAAGUUCAGUGUGGGAAAGUGACUGUGCAGUUUCAAUGCUCUUCGGACAGUACAAAUGGCACUGGGGUACAGGGGGGGCAGAUUCCCGAACUGAUAUUUUAUGCUUGAAUGGAAGUGUGUGGAGACAAAAGCAUUUUCCUAGGAAGAACCUGCCUGGUUCAGACCUACCGAUGCUUAGCUUUCUGUCUGCAGAUACGUGACCAGUACAGGUAAUAUGUCACAAACGCUGUGGGCAAGUUACUGGCUUGCCAUACUUGUAGCAUUGUUGGUGAUAAAGUUUAAAUGUAAUAUUCAACUUCAAACUGGAAGCUCUUUGGGAACACAUAAAUGUUAAAGGCUUUGUAAGAGAGGUGCCUGUUUGCUGGUGAUGCUGAUCCUUGCUUUGAUGCAUCUGUGAAUCACCAGAGGAUGCCCCCCUCUUGUAUCUCAUGGAUUCUAGGACUCCUUCCACUAAACACUGUCUCUGUUGAUCAGUUUUCUUUCUCCAUUUCCUCCUCUCUGCUUGUAAUUAUUAGGGGAGAUAGGGAUAGAAAAUGAAAAGCCUUGUUUUAUAGUUCUCUUCUGUCUGCUCUUCAAACUUGAGAGAUUCCAAUAUGCUGAGCCGCUUUUAAUCGUGGGAGCUGAAAGAAGUGCUUCAAUUGUACACCGAAAAAAAUAUAGGUUUAUACCUUCAUCCUGUGAGAUUCUUCUGUGGCCAGCUGUUGGGAUGGUUGCAGGGGAAGAGGAGACAGUAAGCAGUUUUCAGGAAGCCACGCAGCGUGCUGACCACAGUGCAUGGACAUGUUUACAGUGAGGAGGGAUCUGGGCUUGGCAGCUUACCCUCAGAGUUCAUCUAGGAAACCCACCUACAAGGCAAGGAAGUACUUGAACAUGUUCAAAUUGUACAUGCAGGUUUAAGCCUCUACUCCCAUGACCUAAUUUUGCUACGUUGUAGUUGAUUUCCUAUUUAAAUAGAUUUUCUUUGAACCCACACAGAAUAAAUGGGGGGUUAAUAUCUAGAAUUCAAUACAGGACAGUUCUGUUUGAUUUCGGUUUUGUUCUUAUUACUUCCUCCUAAAUGUUACAGAGACAGAUUGUAGAGGAACAAAAGAAUGUACCAAUCCUGACUUGGACUUUUUUUCCUGUAAUACGAGCUUUUUUCUUUUUAUAACCAUACAUUAUCAGUGGAAUUUAGACAAAGACAAGAAGAUUCCCAACUGUGAUCAUGUUACAGUUAGCCUAUAUCAUCAGAUAAAAGUAAGGAGGAGAAAGUCUUCUCUAAUGUGCUAAUGGUGUAUCUCUUGCAACUGCCUGUAUUUAAACAUCAAUCAGGGGAUUAUGCAGUGUGGAACCUUUCCCUUAUCUGAAUUCUUUCUCAAGCUUCCUGUCAUAUGUCUGCAUCGUUUCUGGAAAAGUAUUAGGGAUCACAACUCUAUCAGGGAAGGAAAUCAGUGUAAAUGAGAGGUACAGGUACUAUUUAAACAUGAGAAAAUCUUUCAGCCUUGCAUUGUGACAGUUGCAUCUCGAAGGGACACUACCUACUGUAAUGCAUCUCAUUCUUAUUUCAUCUCUGAAGUGGGUUCUUUUUGUUGUGUAUGUUUUAAGAAAAUGAGAUGACCAAAUGAUUCUCUAGACAGUCUCAAGGUUAAUGUUAUAUCAACACAUUAAUGUAGCAUAACCCUAUAUUCACUUGUCAGUUUUAUAAUAAAAAUGUUUUCCCAUAUGAUCUCUUACCAGUUCGAUACUAUUACUUUUAAGUGUUUCCUGACAGUUGAAACCCUGGCCUUUGGCCAUCAUAAAGUGCCAAUACAUCUUUGCAGUGUCCAAAACACCAUCCAAGGUAAGGAAAACAGGAGUAUAGACAUCAAAUACAUUAUGGCCAAAGCUCAGCUCUUCCCUCUAGGUAAUAAAGGAGAGCCAGAUGAAGAGCUGCCUACAAGUUCUAUGCUUUUCACCCAUCUUAGUGUUUAAUGUUUUAUAUACAUACAUACAUACAUAUAUGUGUGUGUGUAUGUGUGAGCAGCAUUCUCUCUGAAAUGUAAAUACCCUCAAAAUACAUAGAAAAUGUUUUGGCUUUUUUUUUUUUUUUUUUUUUUGCAACAGAUGUACAUAAUCCAGACUGUUAGUGAAAUCUAAACAGAAUGCUCCAUGGAAAACUCCCAGAGAGAUUUAAAAAAAAAAUCCCCAGUUAAUUAUAUUUAGAUGCGCAGCCUAAAUUAAACAAGAAUACAGUUGUAUGGACUGGAGGAAGAGUUGAAGAGACUGCAGAAAAGAAUCUAAGAUUGUUGAGAAGUAUCGGUCAUCUACUUGUAGACAACGUUUUGAGCAGCAGUUUCAUUUACUUCAAUACAUUUGGAAGCAGAGCAAGACGCUAAUCAGCUGAUUAAGUUUUCUUACAGCAAGAGGUUGACAUAGAUGUAAUCAUUCCGAGUGAUUAUCAGACUGACAAGUUGCUUGCAGAAGCAAGCUGCAUUCUGAGUUGUUCGGGGGGAAGAAGGAGGUGCCUCAGCUGGUGGGACAAAUCAGUGCUGCACUGGUAGAGCUAAACUGGUUCUCUUUUUUUUUUUUUUUUUUUUUUUUGUUUAUCUGCAAAUAAAUGUAAGCUAUCUGCUACAGUGGCUGGAAGAGAUAGUUAGGAGAUCAGAAUACUGUAUAGCUGUAAUAUGUAGAAAAUGAGCUAUUAUUUAAUUAUUUUUAUUUGCUGGUUUUGUUAAAUAUUUUUGACAAAGCAGGAUCAAAGCUACCUAUAGCUUAAUUCCUCUGAGUCCUUUCCAGGCUUUAGGAGCUGCUGCAUGUAAUUUUUUAUUUUUUUGUUUAAUGUGGAUGAAUAAAUAAUGGACCACAGAACACUUUUUGAUGCCUACAGCGCAGCUUGAUUCUGAGCCCUGCUUGAUGCUAACAGGUACUGCUGUACGAGAAGGUGACUACUUCCAGUCACCUUAGACAUCAAGGCACUUAAAUAGGUGUCCAGGUGUGAAUUUGGUCAGUUUAGCAGUAGUAUCCGAGCUUGAACGCAUCAAUACGGCUGAUGCUUGCAGAACAUCAACCUGGCAUGUAAGCAUAAUGUCAAUACAGAGAAUUUCCUAGGUUGCCUUGAGCUGUACCUGGCCACCUCUGCUAAUUGUAUGUUUGAUUUUCCUGGUGAUGGGAAUCUGUGAUAGAGAGUAUAAUGUAAUAUACUUUCUGCAUAUCUAAAAUAGUAUUUAAGUAAGCAUUUUAAUUUCUGCAUACAUAUUGCACUGAACUGUUGUUUAGUUUUUGUUUUUGUUUGGUAAUUAAAUACAGCUAACUUCAGAUCACAGCGCUCAUUUGUGCUGGAGCAGUGUUUGACCUUAGCAGGCUUACAGCAUUAUUUAUAAAGGACAGAUAUAUAAAUAUGAAGUACCUCAUGUUGAAUGUUAUUGUACUGUAUCUUUAAUGUCACAGUGCAGAUCUUGUUGGACUCAUGAAUGUGUAUAAUCGCGUUAAACAUACAAAUAAAAAUGGUUCUUAAAUGGU